Molecule: messenger RNA, 294 nt
Organism: Cylicostephanus goldi
Lineage: Eukaryota; Metazoa; Nematoda; Chromadorea; Rhabditida; Strongylidae
Source: the annotation of a GenBank genome assembly
AUGCUUGAUAAGAAGGAGUGCGAAGAGAAAGUCGUUAAAAGGCGACUUCCUCAACUCAUUUUGGGCAUGGCACGAUUUAACAAGCUUUUUGCUUGCGCUGACAAUAUUUACUACAUUCUGUUUCAAUGGUAUGUGGAGGCUAUCGGUAUGGUAUCAUUGCUUGUUGAAGCAAGUUUAGGUGCUCCACAAUUGAUUCGGAAUUGGCAACGAAAGUCUACGCAAGGAAUGAGUGUACCUAUGGUUUUGGCGUGGCUUACUGGGGAUCUUGCCAAAACAGCAUAUUUUGUUGCUACU